Messenger RNA from Bolinopsis microptera, 662 nucleotides. Its product is annotated as putative lipoyltransferase 2, mitochondrial. The transcript has a single exon. Bases 9 to 662 code for a protein of 217 amino acids. Lineage: Eukaryota; Metazoa; Ctenophora; Tentaculata; Lobata; Bolinopsidae. Gene Ontology annotation, cellular component: mitochondrion. Gene Ontology annotation, molecular function: lipoyl(octanoyl) transferase activity. The record is from RefSeq and is a predicted model, not a curated record. Gene Ontology annotation, biological process: protein lipoylation.
CAAGGUACAUGGCAACGAACAAGUUAGUAAAGUUAGUUAAGAUCCCUGGACUACUCCGCUACAGUGAGGGUCUCAAACUUCAACAUAGACUGUGGACUCUGUCCAAAGAUCACCGUCUCAACUAUCUUAUCCUAUGUGAGCACAGUCCAGUUUACACGUUUGGGAAGAGACAAUCACAAGGUGAUCUCUCAAUUGAGAUAGGAAGACUCCAGGGACUUGGUGCAGAAUGUCAUACCACGCCGCGCGGUGGACUCACUACAUUCCACGGGCCCGGACAGUUGGUGUGCUACCCUAUAUUGAACCUGAGGAACUUUAAAUCAAGUGCUAAAUGGUACAUUAACCAGCUGGAAGAACUCGUUAUCUCCACGUGUGGUGAAAUGGGGGUGAGCGCUGCGCGGUGUGAGCACGUGGGGAUCUGGGUGGGAGCCAACAAGGUGUGUGCGCUUGGUGUCAAUAUCCGGACCCGCUGUACCACACACGGGUUAGCACUGAACUGUAGCACGGACCUGGACUGGUUCGAGAGUAUAGUGCCGUGUGGUAUUGAGGGGAGAGGGGUCACGAGUUUGUCACGUGAGAAGGGGAGGGAGGUGGGGGUGGAGGGAGUUAGUGAGGUUAUGGUGAGGGAGUUUCAAACGAUCAUGGAAUGUACCGUCGUCAAGUGA